Molecule: messenger RNA, 3822 nt
Organism: Echinococcus granulosus
Lineage: Eukaryota; Metazoa; Platyhelminthes; Cestoda; Cyclophyllidea; Taeniidae
Product: Ubiquitin hydrolase
Exons: 10
Coding region: 1-3822 (1273 amino acids)
Biological process (GO): protein deubiquitination; regulation of protein stability
Cellular component (GO): cytosol; nucleus
Molecular function (GO): cysteine-type endopeptidase activity; cysteine-type deubiquitinase activity; protein binding
Source: RefSeq, a predicted model, not a curated record
AUGCCUGUAAAAGAUCUAGUCAGUCAAGGUGAUUAUCAAAACGAAGACGCCAUGGACGUAGAGCCUAACACGAAUGUGAAUAAGGCGGCCGAUCCUGCUCAUCCACCCUUACAAUCUCCUAUUGACCAUGGACAUCCGAAAUCAAACGUAGCUGACCCCCAAAUAGAAGAAUUGAGUAUUGAUGAAGAAGAUCCAGCUCGACCAUCGGGAACGAUAGACUAUACGUUUAAUGACAUUGAGGACCCUCGUAGCUUUGACCUGAAAAAGGAACUUCGGCUGCUUAGCGAUCCAGUGACAAUUCGUUGUUUACCUUGGAGGAUUCUACUUGUUUUUACCCCUGCUUGCCAGCGUUCAACAAUGGGCAUGUUUCUUCAAUGCAACGACAAUAGUCCCACGGCUAAUUGGACUUGUGGCGCUCGUGCCACACUUGAAGUGCUAUCGCAAACCAAGCGCCUUAGUAAGACGCACUCUAUCAUGCACUCGUUUGCUGCAAAAGAGAAUGAUUGGGGUUACCAGUCUUUCAUUUCAUAUGAAGAACUUUUUAAUCCCGAGAAUGGGUACGUGGUAAACAAAAAAUUGCAUGCACGCAUACAAGUAGAGGCGGACGCACCACAUGGAACCGAGUGGGACUCAAAAAAGUUCACCGGUUUUGUCGGUUUGAAGAACCAAGGCGCCACGUGCUACUUAAACUCGGUGCUCCAGGCACUAUACUGCACCAAUGCUCUGCGCAAAGCGGUCUUCCAAAUGCCCACUGAGAGUGACGAAAUAUCCACCAGUGUGCCGCUUGCACUGCAACGAACUUUCUUUGACCUUCAGUGCUCCGUUAAGGCUGUUGUAACGGAGAAACUCACCCGAAGCUUUGGCUGGACUACUUGGGACUCCUUUAUGCAGCAUGACGCGCAAGAACUUUGUCGUGUUUUGUUAGACAACAUGGAGUGCAAGAUGAAGGGAACUGAUGUGGAAGCAAUAAUCCCAAAACUGUUUUGUGGCAAAAUGAUCUCAUACAUUCGUUGUAAAGACGUGGACUAUGAGUCGAAGCGAGAGGAGCAGUUCUACGACAUUCAACUGAAGGUGAAAGGGAAUUGUAAUGUCCAUGAUGCUUUCAAGGAAUACGUGCAGGUGGAGACUUUAGAUUCAGAUAAUAAAUAUGAUGCCGGAACGUUUGGCUUGCAAGAUGCGGAGAAGGGAAUCAAAUUUUUGCGAUUUCCACCAGUUCUUUAUCUACAGUUAAUGCGAUUCCAAUAUGAUUUUCAAUCAGGCACAAAUGUCAAGAUCAACGAUCGUUUCGAGUUCCCGUAUGACUUAGAUCUAAGUGACUACCUCGUUCAAGAUCCGGAGAAGGUGGAGGAGGAACCCAGGUACACAAAGUACUUUCUACAAGCGGUUCUGGUGCAUUCUGGAGACCAUCAUGGAGGGCACUAUGUGGUCUACAUUAACCCUCGUGGUGAUAAUAAGUGGUACCAGUUUGACGAUGAUGUUAAUUACGGAAACAGCGAUGAUCCUCUGUUUCGCGCUUCCUCAAAUGCCUACAUGUUGGUAUACAUAGCAUGCGACGCCCGGGAAGAGGUUCUAUGCCCCGUGACCGAUGAUAUGAUUCCCUUUAGUCUCUCAAAUCGGUUCCGUGAGGAACACAGUGUUGAAGAGAAGGAACGGCGUGUAAAGGAUCAUGCUCAUGAAUUUGCGACUGUUAACGUUCUUCUUGAUGAGGAUUUUUAUGGGUUUGAGGGUCCUGAACUCCUUCGAAUCAACGAGGUUCCAAUUCGUUCGCUUCGAAUUCACCGACGGGAGUUAGAUGAGUGCAAGUUGAAUGAGGCCAUUGCAAGCUUUCUUCAAUGGCCGCUUCAGAAAAUCAGCCUGUGGCGUGCGAUCUGUCAAAAAUCGACAUGUGCAGUGGAGUUUAGUCGCAAUAUAACCACGGACUUCCCCUCGGAUAGUGUGCUGACGCUCUGGGCCCGGCGUCGAGAGCAAGCGGUUUGGGUCGGUAGCCCUACUUCUGAUUGUAGUCUGUGCUUCUUCAAGUACUUCGAUUCUAAUCUCUGCACUCUUUGCUACUGCGGUCAUGCCGAUUUGCCCACCUCCGCUUCAGUUGAGGCUCUGCCUGCCCUUCUGAACAAGCGCGUGGGCCUCCCGCCCACUACACCACUCAUCUUUUACCAUCAGGACAACGCUCGUCUACCCAAGCCAGUGGAUCUCACCACGCUUUCACGCAAACUUAAGCAUGGGGAAAUUAUCUAUUUCCACGUUGACACCAGUCAAGCAAAGGAUCCUAGCCUUGCAGGCCAAAUGUUACACCCAAACUCCCCUGCAGACAUCAGCAUGGAGACGGCUGUUGUUGACAAUAACCAUAGCCAAUGGCGUCAUGAUCUUCCGAAUGUGAGUCUACAUCUUCGCAAGGUUGCCAUCAAUGGUCAUUUGCCAGGUGAACCUCAGAAGUCUCUGCCUUUGCAUGAGGCCUUUGUUCAUUACUUCCUAUCUUCUUCUAUGAUGGUGGACAUCUUGCUAGUGGAUAAAUUGCGCAAGUCAGAUCCCGGCAUUCUAAUUCGGGUAUCACCUGAGCUGUCGUACUGGAGAUUUGCGGAGCUCGCCGCCGGCUACCUCUCAGGACGACCAGAUCACCUACAGUUCUUCCCCUCGCACCCUACCCCAACAUCUGGCAGUGGCGUCAGCGCAUCUGUAAACAAGACUGCUAACGUUCCCACACAAGACCUUCAUGUCAAUGCGGUUAAUCCGUCUCCCCUAUCCAACGACUUGGGCAAUGGGAAUAGCUUUUCACCGAGUGGUGGCGCAUCUCUGAUCUCCGAACAGUCACGCGCUGCCAAGGCCUCAGGUUUUUCCUGCGCUUCGGCCAAUUUGAUUGGGGCUCUGGCUUCAGCUGCCCAUCAAGGUCUUGUACGCGAACCGCCUGGUCCACCGGUUCCAUCAGCGACAACUGCGACCCUCCGUGGCUUUCUUUCGCUCCCCUCUACCGUCUCCGUUAUCACAGUUCAAUGCACUGCUGCUGCCAGUGUGGCAUCUCAAGAUCGUCCCCCUCUUUGUGUGUCACGCUAUUCUAGUAUCCCCAGGGUUACCCCAUCUCCCUUCAGCAACCAUAACUUACAUGUGCCGGCCCCCCGCCGGGUCUACUAUGCGCACACGGCUCUGCCAGUGAGCCGGUUGGAGUGCUUGAAGCAAAUCCAAGUGGCCUUUUUUGGCCCUAAACUCACUGACCGUCUGGACUUGGGGCUCUCUGUUCCUAGCAGUGGAGCCGUGGCAGACAUUCUGGCCGAAGUUCGGUCACAUGUCACUCUGAGCGGAUCCGGAAAGCUUCGUCUCAUGGAGAUCCGAUGGAACCGAAUCGCCCAGAUCUACGAUGAGAACUAUCCUCUGGAGAAGAUAGACGAUGCUAUGAUGGUGCUUCAAAGUGAUAUCAAUGAAAAUCUGCGAAACGGAUUGAGAGUGGAGGAGGUGCCACAAGAUGAGGAAAAUUUGCAGCAAGACGAUUUAGUGAUCAAUGCUGCCCACUUCAAUAAGGUUUUGAAUGAGACGUUUGGUGUACCGUUUACCGUGAGGUUGCGAAAUGGUGAGUCGUACAGUGAUGUGAAGAAGCGAAUUCGUGAACGUCUCGAUGUUGUAAAUGACAAGGAAUUCGACGCUUGGAACUUUGCUCUUGUCUUCCGUAACAAGUUCAUCGCUAUUCCAGACGAGAAUAGUGUAAUGGUGGAUACAAUUGCUCUCACUCGAGAUACUUGUCCAGGUCCGAAGCCCUGGCUUGGUGUGGAGCACGAACCGCCGAAGCGGCCGCGUUACGCACCAAGCGAAAAAUCCAUCAAGAUUCACAACUGA